CGGCGGUCGCCGGAGAUGGCGUGCAUCAAGAGCGCGCAGCGGGCGGCGCUGACGGCGCUCGCGCCCGACGCGCCCUACCUCGCCGCCGGCACCAUGAGCGGCGCCGUCGACAGGGACUUCUCCGCGUCCGCCAACAUCGAGAUCUUCAGCCUCGACUUCCAGUCCGACUCCCCCGACCUGCGGGUCGUCGCCGCGGCGCCCUCCCCCGACCGCUUCAACCGCCUCUGCUGGUCCCGCCCGGGCGCCGUCGAGGGCGACUCCUUCGCCCUCGGCCUCCUCGCCGGCGGCCUCAGCGACGGCUCCGUCGCGGUCUGGAACCCGCUCAGCAUGAUCAGCUCCAAGGGCCUAGCCGAGGACGCCAUGGUCGCGCGCCUCGAGAAGCACAACGGGGCGGUUACCGGAUUGGAGUUCAGCGAGCUCACGCCGAAUCGGCUCGCUUCAGGGGCUAACGAGGGGGACGUUCGCAUCUGGGAUCUCAAAAACCCCAGCGAGCCCGAAGUGUUCCCGCCACUCAAGAAUGUUGGCUCGAGCGCUCAAGCUGACAUAACUUGCUUGACCUGGAACCCCAAGUUUCAGCAUAUAUUAGCCUCAGCUUCUAGUAAUGGGAUCACAGUUGUUUGGGAUUUGAGAAACCAGAAGCCAUUAACUAGCUUUUCAGAUUCAAAUAGGAGGAAUUGUUCUGUCCUGCAGUGGAAUCCUGAUAUGUCCACCCAGCUCAUCGCUGCAUCAGAUGAUGACAACUCUCCUUCUUUGAGAGUUUGGGAUGUGAGGAAAACUAUUGCACCUGUAAGGGAACUUUUUGGACAUUCGAAAGGUGUAAUUGCUAUGUCAUGGUGCCCCUAUGAUAGUUCUUUCUUGCUUACUUGCGGCAAGGAUAAUAGAACAAUAUGCUGGGAUACAGUUAGCGGAGAGAUUAUCAGUGAGCUACCGACAAGCUCUAACGGCAACUUCGACAUUCACUGGUACCGCAAAAUUCCAGGUGUCGUAGCAGCAUCCUCAUUUGAUGGUAAAAUUGGCUUACACAACUUGGAGUUCUCUGGCCUUUAUGCAGCUGGUGAUGGCGCUGUUGGUGCCUCAGCACGUCCAAGAGCUCCAGCUCCGAAAUGGUUGAAAUGCCCCACCGGUGCAUCUUUUGGCUUUGGGGGUAAACUUGUCUCUUUCCAUCCGGCACAAGGCACACAAGCGGGUACUUCUGAGGUGCAUGUACAUAAUUUGGUGGUUGAGCAGACUCUAGUAAGCCGGUCAACUGAAUUUGAAGCUGCAAUGCAGAAUGGAGACAAAAGUUCCCUGCGUGCUUUGUGUGACAAAAAAUCACAAGAAUAUUUAUCCGAUGAAGAGAGAGAAACGUGGAGCUUCUUAAGGGUUAUGUUUGAGGAUGGCGAUACUGCCAGGACAAAAUUGCUUGCUCAUCUUGGAUUCAAUCCACUUCAAGAACCGACUGAGAAUGCAACUGAUGAACUGAGCAAAACAUUGGCUGAUACACUUAAUCUUGAUCACGGAACACCAACUGAUAAUGUGGAUGCCCAAUUUCUUGUUGAUAACGGUGAUGAUUUUUUUAACAAUCCUCAACCUUCAGAGACAAGCUUGGCUGAGGAGUCAAUAUCUGCAGAUGGCCAAGAGAUCGAGCAGGAAAUACCUGAAAGUGUUGUGCCAUCUGAUCCAUCAGUUGACAAAAGUAUUCAACAUGCAUUGGUAGUUGGGGACUAUAAAGGAGCAGUUAAUCAGUGCCUUGCUGCAAAUCGUAUGGCUGAUGCUCUGGUCAUUGCCCAUGCUGGUGGUUCUGCUCUAUGGGAAAGCACCAGAAAUCAAUAUCUUAAAAACAGUGUCUCGCCCUAUUUAAAGGUUGUUUCUGCUAUGGUUGGCAAUGACUUGAUGAGUUUUGUGAGUACAUGGCCACUAAAUGCAUGGAAGGAAACACUUGCACUACUGUGCACAUUUGCACGGAAAGAGGAGUGGAAUGUUUUAUGUGACACUCUUGCAUCUAGACUUCUGGGUGUUGGUGAUAUGCUAGCUGCGACACUAUGUUAUAUUUGUGCUGGAAAUAUUGAUAAAGCUGUUGAAAUAUGGUCUCGCAACUUGAGGUCUGAGGAUGGUGGGAAGACUUAUGUUGAUCUUCUCCAGGAUUUGAUGGAGAAGACCAUUACUCUUGCCCUUGCCACGGGUCAUAAGAGUUUUAGUGCAUCUCUAUCUAAGCUUGUUGAGAACUAUGCUGAGCUCUUGGCCAGUCAAGGCCUUCUUAAAACUGCAAUGGAGUACUUGAAGCUUUUGGGAUCAGAUGAACAUUCACAUGAGCUAGCAAUACUGAGAGAUCGAAUUGCCUAUUCCACAGAAGAGAAUGAUGCUGCAAGGAGUACUCUUCCUGAGAGCAGUGACAACAGUUCCUCCUACAGUCAAAAUCAACCAAGUUACUCCAUAGACCCUUCUCAGAAUGGUUUCCAGGUUCCCAACAGCUACAUCACAGACACUUCUCAGAAUCCUUAUAAGGUCCCUCAACCAUAUAGCAAUGCGCCAAGCAAUGCAUAUCAAGAUGUUUACCCGCAACAACCUAAUACAACCUAUUCAAGAUUCAGCAGUGGACAUCAAGCACACACCAAUAUGUUUGUUCCUCAGACCACACCAGCGGACAUCCAGCCAAAUCCAACCCCAUUACCGGUCCCACAACAUACGGUGAAGGGUUUUACUCCUGCAAACGUACCGAGUCUAAAAAAGGUAGAUCAAUAUCAGCAGCCAAGUACCUUGGGUUCCCAGCUUUACACGGCUCCUACGAAUUCGUCAUUUAUGCCUGGACCAUCUGCCCCAUACCCAAGUGGACCUCCCACCACAUACCAUCAGCCUGUACCGCCGACUCAGUACCCGACUGUUCCACCUGUCCCUUCUGCACCAGGAACAAACCCUAAUCAGAUGUUCACCCCUGCUGUUCCAACUCCUAAUCAGAUGUUCACCCCUGCUGUUCCAACUAAUCCAGCUUCCAGGUUUAUGCCAUCAAACAAUCAAGGUUUUGUUCAGCACCCAGGUCCAAGUCCUGUACAACCGUCGAGCCCAACACAUGCGCAGCCACCAGCGCAGCCUGCCGUUGCCGCUCCUGCACCACCCCCAACUGUGCAGACAGCUGAUACAUCAAAUGUGUCUGCUGAGCUGAGGCCCGUUAUUGCAACACUCACCAGACUAUAUGAUGAGACAGCCAAAGCUCUCGGAGGCACACAAGCUAAAAAACGUGAAAUUGAAGACAACUCAAAGAAGAUUGGGGCAUUAUUUGCAAAACUCAACACUGGGGAUAUCUCUCCAAAUGUUUCUUCAAAACUCAUUCAGAUGUGCAGUGCACUUGAUAGUAGUGACUUAGCCACUGCGAUGCAAAUUCAGAUUCAACUGACAACCAGUGAUUGGGACGAGUGCAACUUUUGGCUCUCAGCAUUGAAGCGUAUGAUCAAGACAAAGCAAAAUUUCAGAAUGUAAAUCCAUGUGGCCUUUGUGCUGCAGCUAGUUCUGUAUACACCUUUUCUGCUGUCAAAUUGUUAGUGUUAGCGAUUCUGGGGAUUUGGCUGCACACAGAUGUUAUCUGGCUUCAUGUGUUAUCAUACUUGAAUUCUGCCGAAGCCUGUUGCCGAAAGUGGUCUCUCAGCUGGGUGACAUUACGUUUUGACAAAUAGUUUUUCCAUAUUUGUUUUGUAAGAGGAUCAGUCCUUGGGGUGUCGCUGGUUUUGAAAAGCUGUAAGAAAUUACUUAGUCUGUCAUAGCUUGUCCAUUUUCCUUACCCUUGAAUGAUCAGUUUGUACUUUGGAUGAUUAAUGGUAAGGACGCUGGUUUGUCUAUUGCAUUGUCAUCAUCAAUAGAUAUAUACAAUAAUAAAAGUUCUGUUAUAGUCUUCU
Messenger RNA from Lolium rigidum, 3866 nucleotides. Its product is annotated as protein transport protein SEC31 homolog B-like. Gene Ontology annotation, biological process: COPII-coated vesicle cargo loading; endoplasmic reticulum to Golgi vesicle-mediated transport; endoplasmic reticulum organization. NCBI's taxonomy places the organism in Eukaryota, Viridiplantae, Streptophyta, Magnoliopsida, Poales, Poaceae. The record is from RefSeq and is a predicted model, not a curated record. Gene Ontology annotation, cellular component: endoplasmic reticulum exit site; COPII vesicle coat. Gene Ontology annotation, molecular function: protein binding; structural molecule activity. The transcript is spliced from 22 exons. The coding region runs from base 16 to 3453 and encodes 1145 amino acids.